This is a messenger RNA of Vigna unguiculata (cowpea), 3677 nucleotides long. Its product is annotated as FHA domain-containing protein At4g14490-like. The record is from RefSeq and is a predicted model, not a curated record. Lineage: Eukaryota; Viridiplantae; Streptophyta; Magnoliopsida; Fabales; Fabaceae. Gene Ontology annotation, molecular function: protein binding.
GUUUGCGUGGGCGGGAGAAGAGUGUAGUUAGUGUCUUGUUUGCGCAGAUUCAGUGAAUCACUCAGUCCCUUUGGAAUGGAAGAAGAAGAAGCUCCGAUUCUGCGACUGGAAAUUCUGCAAGGCCCUGGCGAAGGCAAAACCCUAGACUUCAAACCCGGAUCCGCCGUCCGAAUUGGUCGGGUCGUGAAGGGCAACACCCUCCCCAUUAAGGACCCCGGUAUCUCCUCCAAACAUCUCUCCAUUCUCAACGAAUCCGGCGAAUGGAUCCUCCGCGACCUAGACUCCUCAAACGGCACCGUUUUGGACACUUCACAUAUUCCCCCGAACACCCCCUUCGCUCUCCACCACGACUCCACCAUCAAGAUCGGAGAAUUCACCUCCAUCCACGUCAUCUUUCUCCCUUCCCAACAACAACAACAGCAACACGCUCUUCCCCCCAGACGGAACCCCACGCGCCGCGGUCGAACCGAUCCGGCUCCAGCUCUGGUUCCGGCUCUUUCUCAGCCGGUUAAGCCACGCGGCCGCCGAAGAGGUUUGGGAGUAAAGGAUGGGGAUAAGAGUCAGGUUCAGAGCGUUGAUGUAAACGAGGCGAGUGUAGUGGACGUGGAAUCUGAGUGCGUGAAUCCUCCCGCGAGGGUUACGCGGAAGUCGAAAAGAGGAGGGAGCGAGGCUAAAGGAUCGAGUGUUGAUAAUUUGAUUCUUGCGGAGAAGGUGGAGGAAAAGAAGGAUACGCGGGAUCCAAGUUUGGUUGUGGUUUCUGAUUCCGGUGAUGAUAAUUUCGAUAAUCCGGUGGUGGAGGAACCGAAGAAGGCGCGCGGGACACGGAAUUCGAAGAACACGCGUGGAGUGACUGCGAAAGUUGAGAAUGUUGAGAAGAAGACAAAGAUGGGUGUUGUUGGAAAGAGGGAAUUGGAUAAAGAAGGUGAAGAUGGGAAUGGUGGGAAAGAGGCUUGUGACGGGAAAGAAAAGGGGAAUUCGAAUGAAGAUGAUAGGAAUUGGCCUGAUUUGAAUAAGAUGACACUUGGUGAGUGGUUGGAUUUCUUGGAAGUUCACCUGCCCAAACAGAUAAGAGAUGAAACAGAAGAGAUGUUUGAUUCAAUGACUCAAACAGCUGAGGGACUCCGCGAGUACAUCGCAAAGAUGCAACAGAAUGCCAAGGAUAAAAUGACACUGGAGAGAUAGGCCAAAAUUUUAGUUCCUUGUCGACUUUACUAUUUCAUUUAACUUUUGUUUGUCAGUAAAUGGAAGGAUGAGAGUGGGCCAAGAAAAUAAAAUUGUAGAAGUCAAGGGGCUUGAAUUUUAUUCCAGAUUGUUUCAUGGCUCCAUGGACUUGGUAACUAUGAACACUAUGGGUAACUCGUACUCAGCAAGCAAUAUUAGAUUGGAAGGAAAACAUUACUAUUCUAUAUUGGCACCAUGUGAUGCAACCUUAAUUCUUUCGGACAACAGAUUGGAAAAGCUUGAUGGCAAUACUCCUCAGUAUUCUGUCACUGCCGAAUUGAGUGGUUUGGUUGGUACUCAUUUUGUGGACUUUGUCAAUUUAACUAAUCUGUUGGUAUUUAUCUUUUUCUGUUCUACCUGCAUUGCUUAUAUGUAGUUCUAAUAUUGUCCCCAUUUAUCAGAUAUCCUUAGACGAGGUUCAGUUACAGCACAUGUGUCUUGUGUGCGAUUAUAUUUGCACUUGUAGAUUAAGAGAAAAGUAAGUUCCUUGCCAGAGCUUGAGUUGAAAAUGAGAAGAAAACAAUUAAAUACACUUCAUAUUUUCCGAGUGUGCAACAAUUUAUACAGCCUUGGUCAUAAAAACUUAUGCUAGAACUAUGGACGUCAUAAUUGAGUCUGAUUACAACAAAUAAGAAAAUAUCGACUAAUCAAUUCUGGUAAGGAAUAACUAAAUCUUCAGAAAGGAAAGAGGAAAUAAACACAUUAAGGUCAUGCUGCACAUGUUACAACAGCUUGAAAUAGUUGUUUUUGUACUGUUAAAGAAGUACUUUCUGGACAUACUUUCACAUGGUGCAUUAAUCUUUAUUUUUUUUCAGAAACAAAAUAACAUUGAUAUAUAUGAAGCAAAACACGAGGCAAGGUUAAAACAGUGACAAUUAUUUACUGUUCACUGAAUUUUUUUAUAACAAUUUUAAAUUUGGAAAAAAAUUGUAGAAACUCUUCAGCUGAUCAGAUAGUUUUGCGAAUCUAACAUUAAAGUAAAUUUCCAGCCUGUCAAUUUUUGUUAUUGCAGUAGUUGGAAGCAGAUCAGUGGAUGUGAAAAAUAUUUCCAGUUAUCGACUGCUUGGUUAUUCUAAUAUUAUAUCAACAGUACAAUACUCUUUUAUGAAUUCCGAGUAUAUUCAUUGAUUUAUGCUUUUCAUCUAUUGUAUAUUGCAAAAAGGUUUAUCUAGGAAGACUUGUGGUUACACAAAUUGUGUAAUUCUCGUGUUCUGCACAAAACCUAGAUCUAACUUCAGCACUAACUAUGCACUAUUCAUUAUAACAUUAGUUAUCUGAGUUGAAGCUAAAACUGGUUUCAGACUUCCAGUUCUUAUGCGGAAUAGUGUAUCAGAAGGAACAAAACUGAGUACUUUUUCAGUGACUCAGGAUUUGUAAUUCCUUGAUAGAGGUAUGGACGCUUUCGCCCCUGGCAUUGUCUUUUACCAAGAAAAUGUGAAGGCUGGCAAAUAUUUUGGUGGCACUAUGCACAGCAAUCAGUUCUUUCUUAUGUUCGUAGGAAAUUGAAGAAAACAUCAUGGAGAUACUUUGGUGAUCGAUUGUAAGUUCAUGCAAUAUAAUUCGUUCUCAAUAAAAGUUGUGUUUGAUUUCUGAUGUCCAUUUCUGUUUCUCCUACCUUUUGCGGGCUCUCUCUCUCUCUCUCUCUCUCUGUUUCUCCAGCUCUAGUUUUCUCUCACCUCCACUUGACUAUGAUAACUUUAGGCAUUACUUGAUCUGAAUUUGCUCUCUUUACCAUGUCAAUGUCAUACUCUGUAUUGCCUUGUUAGAUGACUAAUUAUGAUACCUUGGCCUCUAAUAUCAAGCUAUGCCACAAGGGACAAGAUUAUGGUAAUUAUCGUUUUCAGAAAAACUGUUUAUGAUAUUAUUCAUAGAGGAGCAAUUGCUCUUAAAUAUAAUACAUAGAUAUACUAACCUAAAAUCCUAAUUUAUAAUGGAUAUAAUCUAUCCCUACAAUUCAAAAUCAAAGAUCUUGGAUUAUAAAUAUAUAAUAUGCUGUCAGCCUAUUAAUUGUCCUAAUUAUGAAAUGUAAUUAAAUUUCCUAGAUAUGUAAUUAAAAUUAUACACGGAAAUAUUAAAUGCAGCAUAAAUCAAGGGAUUCUAACACUGCCCCUCAAGUUGGUAUCUUUAAAUUUAUGUCUUCCUUUUCCUACUUAUAAGGCACAAAUAGAAGGAGAAAUGUAGUAUACCUGAUUUCCUUAUGACGUGUGUUGUUAUGCAGUUUCUCCCUCACAUUCAUAUACCUUGUCUAGGUAAUUCUUUAAGUUUCCUGGAUGCAGAUGUUUUCGACGGAAAUAUAUGAACUUGUACAAGAUUAAGUUGGAUUUUCUCCAACAAGAACAGGUUGCUUCUUUUCCUUCUUUCUUUGAAAACAUAUUGAUGGGAACCAAAAUAUAUGUUUAUAAUGUAACCAAAAUAUAUUUUUUGGUAUCCUGAAAUAGAAUUUGUUUUGGUUUUAU